This is a messenger RNA of Centruroides sculpturatus (bark scorpion), 739 nucleotides long. RefSeq lists its product as uncharacterized. The coding region runs from base 1 to 720 and encodes 239 amino acids. Lineage: Eukaryota; Metazoa; Arthropoda; Arachnida; Scorpiones; Buthidae. The transcript is spliced from 2 exons. The record is from RefSeq and is a predicted model, not a curated record.
AUGUUCCUCCAUUUGGUUUUGUUAAAAAGUUUUUUUCAAAUUAUAAUUUUAGGGCCGGAUCCGAUUAGUUCGGAUAGCGAUUCAUAUUUUGAUGCCAACGACGUUUCUACCCCAGAUCCAAACAAAUAUCCAUUUGUUAAAGUAAGCAAAGGCCCUCCAAAAUUAAAACUUAUCCUGGAUCCUCGCCAACUUCAGGAUAUGGUCAAACUACGUUCUUCUGGCCAGAAUAUCAACGAACACAAUGUGGUCAGUCCGGAUAUUUGUUUGGGAAUAGUUAAAGAUUUAAAUUCUCCCACUGGAAAAGGAGCCAUGCUCUUUGCUAAACGAAAGAAAAAAUCAGAAGAAUGGGUAGUAGACGAGGAAAAGGUCAAAUCUCAUUUAAAAUCGGAUUACGAUUACCGAUAUCAGAAACAAGAAAGUGUGCAGAAUCAAAGACUGAAAAUGAUCAAAAGCCCGUGGGCAGCAGCUAUGGAAUCACCUAUUGGAAGCUGUGAUGCUGCUUUCGUGGAUGUACAUCCCGAUAGAGUUGCAGAGACUGUAAUAAAAGCUGCAGAAGAAAAGACUAAAAUUGAUACCUCAAAACCAUUAUUUCCAGUCAAAUUACCAACAUCUGAACCCAAAAUUCAGAAGCAGGUAACGAAACCUCAGUCUUCUUCCAAAGUUGAUCCUUAUAGGCCACGUGCUCCAAGAGGUUGGAGUGGGACAUUUGACGGUAAGUAAAUGUCUUUUCGUAAAUAAU